AUGACUCACGUAGAGACGCGAGCAGCCAACCUGGGUGGGAUCUCUGUGCUGAGUUCCUCUCCCGCUUUGGUUUGGUCUCAUGGGCUUGGUGGAUGCUGCGACUCCGAUGAACUCAGAGGAAUCGGGAGCAUUUUGGAUCCUGCAAAGCUGGGCCGUACAGUGUUGCGCUUGGACCUGCGUGGCCAUGGCCGCUCAAAGUCUGCCCAUGAAAACGUUGACCACCAAGAUGGCCACAAACAGUAUUUGUGGUCGGAGUUAGCGAAAGAUAUGCGAAGGGCUGCAGCUGACUCUGUUUCGCGAUCGUUUUUUGGAGGGGAAGCGCUCGGAGCGGCUGUGGCGCUGGAAGCAGCGAUUGCUGCACAGGCAAGUAAUUCAAUCGAUGCUCCUCCAGGACUGAUACUCAUGAGGCCUCCACAGAUGCUGGUUGAUGCGGCCAAAGGAUCUGUGGACCCAGCACUUCUUCAAGAAAUCCGUCGUAUUGCAGAGCUGGUCAUGGCUGACGGCUUCGAUGCUUUAGACAAAGAAGAGACCAGGGAGAAAGCUCCAUUUCUGGACGGUGCAGUUGCCACAUUUUCCAGUGUUGCGAAAGGGGAGCUUCAGCGCUUGAGACGGACAAUGGAUAAGGACGCCUUUGCAGCAGCACUGCGCGGUUAUGCUGCAUCUGAGCAACCAGGGAAGCAGCUGGCGGACCGAUUCAAGGAGGGUUUGGCCAAGUCAGCUCCAAGCAUGGCAGCAGAUGCCUAUGGUGUCCCGCUAUCACCAGGCUGCCCCGUUCUAAUUUUGGCAGUUGCGGCUGAUGAGCACCACCCAGUGAAGGCAGCAGAAGAGCUUGCAAGGAUGCUCCCAGAUUCUGAGCUGGAGGUUGCCAACAGCUUGGAGCACGCAAAAUCAACAUGGGCUGCUCGCAUUAACAAUUUUCUCCGCAAGGCCUGGAUGAAGGAGUUUCUGAGCAAGCGAGUAAUGCCGCAAUGA
This is a messenger RNA of Cladocopium goreaui, 972 nucleotides long. The record is from the annotation of a GenBank genome assembly. Lineage: Eukaryota; Dinophyceae; Suessiales; Symbiodiniaceae.